AUGAACGCCUGGCCGGACUCCCCCCCCUCGCCGCGAAUGCAGAUAAAGGGCGUUGAGAAGUGCGAGGACGUCGACACCUUCAACGGGACGGAGGUUGCCGCGAUCCACUGCUACGUCAAGAUAUUCGAUCGCGAGCCGCCGCUCAGCAGACAAUGCAAGCCUGCGCCACAUGAGUAUAUAAAGCGACGGCGAAGUCGACCAACGUGUAGUCAAGCAAGCCCCAUGUCCUCCCCUUCUCCCUCGGUCAGCGCCCUCUCCCAGAAUGUCUUUGCCAUCCGCUCUGGGAGGGACCCCGACAAUGGAUAUCUGGUCUUCUAUGUGGCGGAUUACCGACUAGGCUCUCAUCGAGAGGUCGUAACUAUUGACGACGACCGGCUCAUGAGACCUGGACGCCUCGUCUUUCUACCUGUUCCUGGCGGUCGUUAUGCUUUCUUCUGCUGUGGGCUUGGCGAGGUGCGAGGAAGGUCGAUCGGCUUGUGGAACGUUCGGAUCGUUGUCCAAGAGCCUACGUUGACCAUUUACUGGCUCGAUGAAGUGGCGGACAGGGUAUGCUUGGUGACCAUGUACGAUGACGAGAGUUUCCGUACGCUUGUGCGCCACUGCUUCGGAGGGAGUGGCGACGGCGCUAUCUCGCAGGACGUUCGCCAACAGGGUGCUGCUAGCUCGCAGGGUGCUGUUAGCUCGCAGAGCACCGAGCUGUCCUGGCGCCGCGCCUGUGGCCUCAUCGCUUUAUACCUCGUUGCUCUUUAUCUCGCCUACAAAUUUACGGCUGCUUUUAUCUCGGUCACGACUUACAUGUAG
Messenger RNA from Fomitopsis serialis, 801 nucleotides. RefSeq lists its product as uncharacterized. The record is from RefSeq and is a predicted model, not a curated record. Bases 1 to 801 code for a protein of 266 amino acids. The transcript has 4 exons. NCBI's taxonomy places the organism in Eukaryota, Fungi, Basidiomycota, Agaricomycetes, Polyporales, Fomitopsidaceae.